AAAAGAGUCCAAUCAAACCGGUCCUUUUUUUUAAGAGAUUAGAAGCAAACGAACUCACUCUCCCUUCACUGACAAGCCUCACCGGAGCAAAGUGAAAGACGCUAAUGACACUCUGUUCUUCAUCUUCGUCUUCUCAGAAGACAUGGAUUGUUCACGGGAUCUUGGCCGGAAUGGCGAUUGCUGCGGCGAUAGGCGCACGUGCGUAUCUGGGUCGAUCCAGGAAAUUCCGGAGCCGGGUCGUGGGAAUCAUCCCCGCCCGUUACGCUUCCUCUCGAUUCGAGGGAAAGCCCCUCGUGCAAAUCCUCGGCAAACCCAUGAUCCAGAGAACUUGGGAGAGGUCUAAGUUAGCCUCUACGCUUGAUCACGUUGUCGUGGCCACCGAUGACGAAAGGAUCGCGGAUUGCUGUCGUGGAUUCGGUGCUGAUGUCAUCAUGACAUCAGAGUCUUGCAGAAACGGUACUGAGCGGUGCAACGAAGCUCUAGAGAAGCUGGAGAAGGAGUAUGAUGUGGUUGUUAACAUUCAAGGCGAUGAACCACUCAUUGAGCCUGAGAUUAUUGACGGUGUUGUCAAAGCACUUCAGGUUUCACCUGACGCAGUGUUUAGCACAGCGGUGACGUCACUGAAACCAGAAGACGGGCUUGAUCCUAACCGAGUCAAAUGUGUUGUGGACAACCGUGGCUAUGCUAUCUAUUUCUCAAGAGGCUUGAUUCCUUUUAACAAGAGUGGUGGAGUCAAUCCAGAGUUCCCGUAUAUGCUUCAUCUUGGUAUUCAGAGCUUUGAUUCCAAGUUUCUGAAUGUAUAUUCGGAGCUUCAACCAACGCCAUUGCAGGUAGAAGAGGAUCUAGAGCAGCUCAAAGUUCUUGAGAAUGGCUACAAAAUGAAGGUUAUAAAGGUGGACCAUGAAGCCCAUGGAGUUGAUACACCUGAAGAUGUUGAAAAGAUUGAAUCUUUAAUGCGUGAAAGAAACCUCUCAUAGUCCUCAAAAAUACACAUCUUGCUUUCACAUGAACUCCUUUCCUUGUUUUAUGAUAUGGUUCUUCCCUGUUUUUUACUCUGUAAUUCAACGAGUUAACUUACACAUAUCUUUUUUAAGCUAAUGUAAUACUACUGGUAGAUAUAAAUAAUAGGAAAGAAAUGUGGAAGCUUGUG
Messenger RNA from Brassica rapa (field mustard), 1150 nucleotides. RefSeq names its product 3-deoxy-manno-octulosonate cytidylyltransferase, mitochondrial. Gene Ontology annotation, cellular component: cytosol. Gene Ontology annotation, molecular function: 3-deoxy-manno-octulosonate cytidylyltransferase activity. The record is from RefSeq and is a predicted model, not a curated record. NCBI's taxonomy places the organism in Eukaryota, Viridiplantae, Streptophyta, Magnoliopsida, Brassicales, Brassicaceae.